CCGGUGGCGCGACACGGACCUCGUGCGCGCCGUGCAUUCGCUACAACGUCAAAAGAGGAUCCACGUCAAUUGUCUUCCUUUUGAACGGGGAGCAAGUUGAUCAUUAUUUUAUGAUUGCGUGCACAAAACAAAACAAAACAAAACACGUUUCCAUCUCUCGUGGAGCACAGGAAGUACUAUUGGCAUCCAUGAAAGUGUUGCGCUUUAGCUGCCCGAUUUACAUUCAGGGUCAUAAACCGGCAACUUGUACUAAAGACUUUAACGGGUGCCUUAAAAGCACAACUAAGCAAUAUUUUUUUUUUUUUUUUUUAAAGCCUCGGGACUGUGAGGUGUAAUUUGAUUUGACGCUGCCGUUAUAAAUCUGAAUUGACCGCAGUGAUCGCACGGUUGUUGAAAUUAGUUUGCUAUCUUCUCGCUACUAGAACUACAAAACAUGCUGGGAUAGGCUCCAGCACUCCCGCAACCCUUCCAUGUUCAACCUUAUUCCGGUGGGUCUGCGAGUGGUGGCCAUCCAGGGGGUGCAGACCAAACUCUACCUGGCUAUGAACAGCGAGGGCUACCUGUACACGUCGGAACACUUCACGCCGGAAUGCAAAUUCAAGGAGUCAGUGUUCGAGAACUACUACGUGACGUACUCCUCCAUGAUCUACCGCCAGCAGCAGUCAGGCAGGGGCUGGUACCUUGGUCUGAACAAGGAGGGAGAAAUCAUGAAGGGCAACCACGUCAAGAAGAACAAGCCGGCUGCCCAUUUCCUGCCCAAACCUCUCAAAGUGGCGAUGUACAGAGAGCCAUCCCUCCACGACCUAACGGAAUUCUCCCGCUCCGGUAGCGGCACGCCCACCAAGAGCCGGAGCGCCUCCGCGAUGCUGAACGGCGGCAAAGCUGUGAGCCAGAACGAGUCGACGUAGCGCCGCCUGCCAGAAUCAACCUUGAAACCUUACCUCCAACAGAGCGUGAAUCCAUGCAGACCCUUUCUAGAAUCAGCAGUUAAGCAACAUACCACACGUUAACACCUGCAGUAGAAAAACGUCAUUACCUACAAUUAAAACACACUUCGGUGCAUUGCUCAUGACUUCCAACAACGGCAUUAAUAGCGAGACACGUCAUGGCACAUUAACCAUCCGAGACACAAAGUUAGUCUCUUUUUUGGGCUAAUCUUUUUACUAUUUCCUCACCAGUUAGCUCAUCUAUUAGUUGACUUUUCUUGUUUUCCUGUGCACACAAACACUUCUGAGCUCAUGUAGACAACAAGCACUUGCGCAUCCAUCAGUCAGGGGCAGGGGUCGCUGGGCUUUCCCGACAACCAGGUGUGGGUCUCGGAGGCAAGCCCUGAUCUCUGUCUCGUCCAUGCUUCUGUGAAUACAAAGCCUAUAAACUCCCUGGCGUGGCCCGACCCGGUUCCGCCGGUGACCCGAGGCCCCAGCCAGACAGUAGCUCUCCUUGCGUCCUAGUGCACGUGCUCCGAGACUGAUCUCUCGAGCAUGGGGAAAGCCAAGCCUACGCUCGUCGGACCCGUCACGUGAGGUCCGAGCGUGGAGGCUCUUUAACUUUUCCCUUUUUAAGAGACGCCACAGCUGCCCUUCUUUCUGCUAAUUUCACAAUUAGCCAAGAACGUUUUCAUUUCACUUUUUUUUCCCGACCGGUUCUCAUUGUCGCCUCUUGUUGUCCCACCCUCGACAUUGUUCGGUAUUUUGGUCGCACUGUUGAACGGGGUUCCAGCAAACCAAAGACUGAACGAAAGAGUGUCCCUUUAAGUCGACGAUGCCAGUAUGAAGGCAAAGCUGGAUUCAUUUUUUUUCUUCUUCCCCUCACUCCUCAAUGUACGUUUAUUUUGGACUUGUGCUAACAUGGCUACAAAAAUGAUGAUGUCAGUCACACUGGAGUGAUCAAUGUUUUUUUCUGAGGAUCCGCUCAAUGGCCGAGAUACGAAACGACUUCGC
Molecule: messenger RNA, 1940 nt
Organism: Syngnathoides biaculeatus (alligator pipefish)
Lineage: Eukaryota; Metazoa; Chordata; Actinopteri; Syngnathiformes; Syngnathidae
Gene: fgf13a
Product: fibroblast growth factor 13a
Exons: 4
Coding region: 471-908 (145 amino acids)
Biological process (GO): positive regulation of gene expression; positive regulation of protein phosphorylation; regulation of cell migration
Cellular component (GO): cytoplasm
Molecular function (GO): fibroblast growth factor receptor binding; growth factor activity
Source: RefSeq, a predicted model, not a curated record